GAAAAAAUUAACGGUUGAGCAAAUUUUAAAAGUCACAAGAUUUAAAAGAUGGAAUUGUUUACUAAUAUUAAUCAAGUAAAAAGCCUUUUAGACAAGGUAAUUUUGCAGACAUUAGAGCUAGUUGAAGAGGACCUAACAUUAAAAAUCAGUAUUGAGAAGCUAUCAAAUGAGGGAGCUUUAAAUUUAGCAAAAACAAGAUACACGCAAGGAUCAAAUUCAGUGUCAACAACACAACUUCCCUCAGAAGAUGAAGAGAAGGAAUUUAAGGCUUUACGUACUGUUGAGAGAAAUGAGAAUGACAUAGCUGUACAAUUUACAUUAGAAUCCCAUGAAAUUGAUAAGGAUAAUGAUUACAUAGAUCCAAUGCUUUGGUUUGGAAUUUUAACGCCCCAAACUCUCAAGACUGCUCGCGAAAAGUAUCAAAAAGCCAUUGAAUUAAGUGUAGAAUCAGCAAAUGUUCGACAACGCAUAGCUAAGAACACUGAAUUAAUCCAGAAGUUAAAAAUUGUAAAGCAACAGUUUGAGACAAGCGAAGAAUAAAAAGGCUUUAGAUUAAUUUUGAGAUAUUACCGAA
This is a messenger RNA of Chironomus riparius, 574 nucleotides long. The record is from the annotation of a GenBank genome assembly. NCBI's taxonomy places the organism in Eukaryota, Metazoa, Arthropoda, Insecta, Diptera, Chironomidae.